UAGAAAAUUGCCAUGUACCAAAAGGAAGGUCUGCCAUGGCUGCAACCCAAGUAAUUAGAGAAAAAUUUUUUGGUGGUUAUAGGGAAGCAGAAUUUAUUGUAGUUUGUGAUGUCUUAAGAGAAAAUAAUCGGGUUAUGAAAGAAUUGAAUAAUGCUCAGGUUAAUUUAAUACAUGUUGCUAGAGAGUGUAAAAAUGCUGCUGAUGAAAAACUCAAGCAAUCUAUUAGAAGAUUUGCUGAUAUUCAUGGAAGUCCAGCAGCUGUGAUUUUAAUAUCUGGUGAUAUUAAUUUUGCUCCUGAUCUUAGUGAUUUACGUUAUAGGAAGAAAAUUCAUGUGAUACUUUUACACAUGAAAAAUAUAUCUGAAGCAUUGAUACUGUGUGCUAAUGAGCACUAUGAUUUCUCAGAACUUAUGGAAUCACUGCCAUCUACAACAAUACAGGUUACUGCAUAUUACGAUCUCCUAGUUAGUAACCUUCCUGAAGAUCAGGAUAUUAUGUUUAUUAAAUGUUAUCUUAAACAAAUGUUCGAAAGCUGUGGUGGCCAAGUGAUGGAAAUUCAGUCAAAUACUGCAAUCGUACGCUUUACUUCAAAAUCUUUUGCAGACAGGUAUUAUAUAUAUGUAUAUUUGUUGUCUUUUUACUAUUUCGUAAAUUUUGUUUAAUUGUAUAUACAAAAUAAUAAUUGUAUGUCUGAAAAUAUAGUAUAGUGUGUUUUCAUAAUUUAAUUAUACUAUGAAUAAUAUAUGAUAUCAGACGUA
Molecule: messenger RNA, 758 nt
Organism: Bombus pascuorum
Lineage: Eukaryota; Metazoa; Arthropoda; Insecta; Hymenoptera; Apidae
Product: meiosis regulator and mRNA stability factor 1-like
Exons: 4
Coding region: 36-662 (208 amino acids)
Biological process (GO): post-transcriptional gene silencing
Cellular component (GO): peroxisome; cytoplasm
Molecular function (GO): mRNA base-pairing post-transcriptional repressor activity; CCR4-NOT complex binding; RNA nuclease activity
Source: RefSeq, a predicted model, not a curated record